Molecule: messenger RNA, 2310 nt
Organism: Canis lupus familiaris (dog)
Lineage: Eukaryota; Metazoa; Chordata; Mammalia; Carnivora; Canidae
Gene: MAD2L1BP
Product: MAD2L1 binding protein
Exons: 3
Coding region: 112-936 (274 amino acids)
Biological process (GO): regulation of exit from mitosis
Cellular component (GO): nucleus
Source: RefSeq, a predicted model, not a curated record
GCGCCGCCCCGCCCCCUCGCCGCAGCCCCGCCGGAAGUGGAGACGAGAGCUUCCCAUGAUGCCCCGCGGGGCCCCUAUUCAAACUGCGCGGAGAAGAGGGAGGAGGUCGUGAUGGCGGCUCCGGGGCCGGAAGUGCUGUGCCCGGCCGCAGUACCAGAUUUGGAAUGGUAUGAGAAGUCAGAGGAGACCCACGCCCCCCAGAUAGAACUACUCGAGACUACCUCUACUCAAGAACCUCCCAACCCUUCGGAGCCCUUUUACCCCAGAAACUGCAUGGUGCCGGUGGUGUUUCCCGGGCCUGUGAGCCAAGAAGGCUGCUGUCGUUUUACUUGUGAACUUCUAAAGCAUAUCAUGUACCAGCGCCAACAACUGCCUCUGCCCUAUGAACAGCUUAAGCACUUCUACCGAAAACCUUCUCCCCAGGCAGAGGAUGCAAUGAAGAAGAAAGCUCGGGCUGCUGCUGAGAUGAGCAGCAGGAAAUGCCAACAAGCCCUGGCGGAACUGGAGAGUGUCCUCAGCCACCUAGAGGGUCUCUUUGCACGGACAUUAGUACCCCGCGUGCUUAUCCUCCUUGGCGGCAGUGCCUUAAGUCCCAAGGAGUUCUAUGAGCUUGAUUUGUCUCGCUUGGCCCCCAACAGCAUGGAUCAGAGCCUGAGCACGGCAGCUUGUUUGCGCCGUCUCUUCCGAGCCAUUUUCAUGGCUGAUGCCUUCAGUGAGCUGCAGGCUCCUCCACUCAUGGGCACCAUUGUCAUGGCACAGGGGCACCGUGACUGUGGAGAAGAUUGGUUUCGACCUAAGCUCAACUACCGAGUGCCCAACCGGGGCCACAAACUGACUGUGACCCUGUCCUGUGGCAGAUCCUCUAUCCCAACCACAGCCUGGGAGGAUUACGUCUGGUUCCAGGCACCAGUAACACUUAAAGGCUUCCAUGAGUGAAUGGGGGUGCUUCUUAAUUGUGAACACAGUGGCUUAAAUUAUCUUUCCCCCAGUGGCACCAAGUCACCCAUCUCUUGCGUGGAGCUACAUUUGCUUCCUGGUGAGAGGAAUGCUCUGUCUUUCUAGCUGCCCGUCUUUCCUCCUUAGACUUACUGGUGGGUGGUGAGCUUAUUAUAUGGCUGUGGCUGUCAUAAUUAUUGAACAACAUCUCUUUGAAUCAAAGGUUGAUUUUCCCAGAAGGUGCUGGGACAGGCAUUUCUGUUCAGAUUGGAAAGCAAAUAUGGACCCGAAGACAGACAUUCUUUAUGGAAGUGGCCAUCUUAAGCUUUUUUGCUGUGGCCUUUCAGAAUUUUUACCAGGACAUAAUGAACUUAAAUAUAAAAAUGAAUGAACUUGUAUUAAAUUAUCUUGAAACUCUUGGCUUAAAGGUUUCCAGUGUUAAGACUAGAGUAUUUCUGUCUUUCUCCUUGGCCUCUUAUGCUUCAGGGCUUCUAGAAUUUUUUAUUUAUUUAUUUUUUAAACUGAUGGUUCUUUCUCUUCAUCAGCCCUAGGCCCAUCUGGGAAGUUGAGGGACUUGGCUGAAGUUCUGUAAUACUUUGAUGUCAUAAUUGGGACUACAGUCCUCAUCACUUACUUCCUAGCCUGAUCUCCUUCCUUGCCACAUAGGGGUUUUCGUGAUAAUUAAAGUAUGUGUCCCAAAGGUCACACAGGGGAUUAGGGGCAGAGACUGGACUGAGAAAACUGAGAGGGUGGGAUCCCUGGGUGGCGCAGCGGUUUGGCGCCUGCCUUUGGCCCAGGGCACGAUCCUGGAGACCCGGGAUCGAAUCCCACAUCGGGCUCCCUGCAUGGAGCCUGCUUCUCCCUCUGCCUGUGUCUCUGCCUCUCUGUCUCUCUCUGUGUGACUAUCAUGAAUAAAUAAAUAAAAUCUUAAAAAAAAAAAAAAAAAAAGAAAAAAGAAAACUGAGAGGGUCUUUGCAAAGCCCAUGGGAUCAGUUCCUGAGGUCAGCUGUCCCUCCAGGCAUGCUACCUAGCCUGUCUCCAGAGCAGUUGUCUGGUGGUCACCAGUUCCUAUUGGCAGUACUGUCCUUAGGCACAUCUUGCUCUCUUGCCUGUGGCAGUUCCUCCUUGGCUGCACCUCUGACUUGGCCAUCCUCGUCCUUGCUGUUCUCUCCGGCCUGUUGCGGUCCUGACUGCUAAGCAUUGAUGCCCUCUGUCCCUGAGAACACCUGCUUAUUUCUCGGAAACAAGUUGAAGACAGAGUCUUUACCAUGCUAGUGUUGGAGAUCGGUUGUAUGUGUGUGUGUGUGUGUAAAUGGGGACGAUAUACAUACUAUUUUUUGUAUUUUAAAAAGAAAGUGUUGAGAAAACCUAAAA